ACACACACAUAUACGCACACACACACUCACACACACACACACACACACACACACACACACACACACACUAGUCGAAUGGCGUGUAUGGAGAACUGGGAACCCUGGCUACACGCAUUACAAUUAGGCUAGAACACGGAGUGUAUGGUCCGUAUCCACUGACGCAUGGGAGAAUACCGAUCGGUUUCCCGGUGAACGGUUCUCCUGGUUCUCCUGCUCUGGAUUUCGCUGCCUUUUCCCGCUGAGCCCCGCGGAUGCUGAUUUUCUCUCCGUCACAGAAAAGAGAAGCGAUGCGGUGGUGACUCCACUGGCCGAGUCCGUUUACCGGGAUUCAGUUUGUUCGGGGGGUCGACAUCAUCCAUGAUGAAGUUCAAGCCGAACCAGACCAGGACCUACGAUGGAGAGGGCUUCAAGAAGCGGGCAGCGUGUCUGUGUUUCAAGAACGAGCGUGAGGAGGAGGUGCUGCUGGUCAGCAGCAGCCGCCACCCCGACCAGUGGAUCGUCCCCGGGGGGGGCAUGGAGCCCGAGGAGGAGCCCUGUGGCGCGGCCGUACGGGAGGUGUUCGAGGAGGCCGGGGUCAGGGGCCAGCUGGGUCGUCUGCUGGGCGUAUUCGAGCAAAACCAGGACCGGAAGCACCGGACGUACGUCUACGUGCUGACGGUGACGGAGACGCUGGAGGCCUGGGAGGACUCCGUCAACAUCGGCCGUAAGCGGGAGUGGUUCACGGUGGACGAGGCCAUCAAGGUGUUGCAGAGCCACAAGCCCGUCCACGCCGAGUACCUGCGGCGGCUACAGCUGAGCUGCUCGCCCACCAACGGCAACUCCUUACCGCCCGGACCCCCGCCCAACGACAACUACCCCCACUACAGCGCCCCCGCCCCCCCCACGCCCACCGUUCUGGGGUCCUCGUGCAGAUAGGACUGCUCCACCCUGACCCCCCCCCCCCCCCCCCCCCCCCCUGGCCUCCACUUUACUGUCCGGCCGCAGAACGUCUGUACAGUCUACUUGCAUUUUCUCUCUUUUCUGUUUCGGCAUGUCUGUGCUUUGGGUUUCUGUUCCGGUUUAUUGAGUAUGAGAAGCGUUUCUAAGCUCCGCCCCCUCAGCCGAAGCCGGACCCCGGCGCGGUUUGGCGGUUGAACAUUGCUAGCAUACAUGCUACCCGCCGCGCCGAGGGAUGCUAACGGACAAAUGGACAAAACAAGGAGAGGAGAGGAAGGAAACAAGGAAAGGAGAGGAAGGAAUCAAGAGAUGGGCUUAUGAUGUGUUGGACGCCUUACAGGCUCGUCUGUGAGAAUGUUCUCGUCCACUUUGGUUUUUAGUUGCAUUAUCUGACGGUAAACUCAAGAUCAGACCUUAACUUAAGAUGAUUGGUUGCUAUGUGGGCUUGGAUCUGUGAAAGGACGUCGCCUUUGAUUUAUGAAAAACAACAAAAAACGGAUGGCCUGAAAGUUAUAUUUAUUAGUAUUAUAAUCUCAAUAAUUACCUAGUUAUGAAGUAUUUACUGAUCCAACAUUGUUUAAGGUUUUAGGCGGUAAGUUUAAAUUGACCUUUGUUAGGGGGUUGAAUGGUGAGUCGGCAGGUUUAACGAGGUCACCGUAACUUACUCUGAGCGGAGGGGGUCAAAGGUUAAAGGUCAUGGCAUCCCACUGUACUCGACGCGUGCCGGGGGGGGGGGGGGGGGGGGCUACCUCAGAACUGAACUGAUAACUGGAAAGUCGCCCAUUGACACAAAGCCGCAGAUUUAAGUCCUCGCUACCGCGGUUAGCCUCUUCAAGCUAACUCGUCUGACAAGAAACCAACCCGACAGAUGGGUCGUUUGUCCCUUUAACGCUCCACACACACACACACACACACACACACACACACACACACACACACACACACACACACACACACACACACUCAAACACACCUUUAAUCAGUUUAUAUAUUUUCGCCCAAUCCCUGACCUCGCGUCGGGAGAUUGUUCGGGAUGUAUUUAAGGGUGCAAAGUCUCUAUCUCUGUCUUCAAAUCAUUUAUUUCUUCUUUUUUUAUGGUGAUCACCUUAAACGAUUGGAUCCCUGCCGUCUCCACACGGCCGAUGUGUGCGGGCGAUCCUAUCAGAACUGAGGGGGAGAUGAGCUCAUGUCUUCAAACCCGUUUGAUAGCAGGUUUACCCUAACAUCUGGCCUCUGACGAACAUGUUGUCACUGAUACUACUCAAUAGUACAGAGUUUAAAGUGCUUUGGACCUGGGAUAGCCUACAUCUGCAUACUCACGAAUAUAAUUAUCAACAGGAUCUGUUUCUCGUAAGCCUAAUAUCAUGCUCUUGUUAAAAAAAUAUCGAUCAGGUUGAAAAUAUUGAACUAUUUAAAGAAUUGGCUAAUAGCUGUCUACUAAUGAAGGGCUUGCCUUAACUGCUCUCUCCACUCUACGUGAACAGAUUUCACCUUUUACAAUUUUACAAGAUUUAGGGAUAAAAACUCAAAUAAACAUGUUGUCUCUGAAACAGAAGCCUGUAGUUUAGUGGAGUUAACGUGCAAGGAACACGUUGUUUAAAUACAGGCGAGGGCACCGGUGUGAGGGUUUGUUUUAUAUACUUGGGGGAAUCGCCAGGUGACGGUCGUGUGUUGACAACCUGCAUAUUUAUUCCCGGUCUGUAGAAGUCGCUUCUUUAACUUGAAAAACUCUGAUUGCUGUACGAGGUCCGACCGACCGGCUUAUCGUCUUCCAACUGUCUGGACUCAAACCCCUGCGACCGAUUUCUAUGCUGACCGAUGAAUGAUGACUGAAACCUUUAACGCGGAAAACGGCUUGUAAAUAGAUUUGAAGAGAAUUUAUGUUGAGAGUAUGUUUUAAAAAAAGAAAUGUUGCGGAAAUAGUGACCAGGAAUGCACAUCUGCAACUUGUCUUCAUAUUUUAUAUAUUUGUUUUUUUGUUUUUGUCUUUUUAAUUUUUUAACAAUGUACAAAGAAGGAAAGAGAAAGAAAAAGAGAUGUGAAAAGAUCCUUCUGGAAAUGUGUUGAUGUGUUGUUGAUGAUGAGUGGUUUGGAUAUGCUUCAAGAUGAUGGUUGUUGCUUGUGACUUGAUGUGGGUAAUGUGGAAAAUGUCGAUGUCAGAAAGAACCGCAUUUUGAAGGCUUUUUAUAGGGAAGUGAUCAGACCUGAUCAAUGAAUGAAGAGCAUUUCAGAUCCAAAACAAAUCCAGGGAAACUCGAUAUGAAUAUGUGAAUAUGUAAACAAAUGAGAAAAAGUUAUUCCUCAAACAAUCAACCAACCCGAAAUACCAGGAUUAUUCAAAUAUACAUAAUGGUUUUUGAAAUGCAUAUAGCAUAUACAGAAUGGUCUAGCAAGCUGUUGAGAGUAUCGAAGGUUUAGGGUUAUGGGUUUCUAGGGUUUACCAUAAACGAUGAUGAGAGAGGAUUAUGAUCUAAAAAAAGAAGAUGUAUGUGUGUUUCUACAAGGCAGAGAUGUUUAGCCUGUUUAUUUCACGAGGUGAAACCCGCCCCCUACUGGUCGGUGGGCGCAGUGCAUCAAAACAGACAACAUGAGGCUGCACAGUGUCUUACCUUAGCGGAGGGGUGAACUUCAGUGUCUGUCGAUAAAGUUGUUUUUGUAUUUAUUAUUGUUCACACACUUAGGGAGCACAUCACCUCUAGACAUAGGCUAGCGGCUCUGGACAUCUCACUGACUCAAACAUGUUGGUUUGGUUUGGAUGAGUGUGAAGAGAUUCAAACUCUAGUCUACGUGAUGUCCUUUAAUGACAUCAAAUUCGUCAAAAGUGGCAUAUGGAACUAAAUGUUUCCCAAAACUUGUUGGAAUUUGUUUGUAACACUGGAUCCAGAUUUAUGAGAAGGAAAAAUAAUUAGAAACGAUUUGAUAAUUGAAAUGAGACCCCGUUUAUUUUGUGUUUGGGAGAGAGAGAAAGAGAGACUACAGAUGUUACGCGAAUCAACGAAAUGAAAACAUUCUUGUGCCAAAAAAAAUGUCAGUUUGGUGGAAAACAUAAAAAUGUGCAUAUCCGGCCGUUUAAUCCUUAUUUGACAAAUCAAAUAAAUCCUUAACCGUUUAAUGGAAUAUUCUUUAUAAUUAUGAACUAAUAGAAUACUUAACAUUGUAUGAUUAAGAAAAUUAUGUCAACGAUUGUCUUCAAUCAGUUUUAAUAACAUAAUAAAUAUCAACUUAAACAUA
Molecule: messenger RNA, 4167 nt
Organism: Gadus morhua (Atlantic cod)
Lineage: Eukaryota; Metazoa; Chordata; Actinopteri; Gadiformes; Gadidae
Product: diphosphoinositol polyphosphate phosphohydrolase 3-beta
Exons: 5
Coding region: 358-915 (185 amino acids)
Biological process (GO): adenosine 5'-(hexahydrogen pentaphosphate) catabolic process; diadenosine pentaphosphate catabolic process; diadenosine hexaphosphate catabolic process
Cellular component (GO): nucleus; cytoplasm
Molecular function (GO): endopolyphosphatase activity; diphosphoinositol-polyphosphate diphosphatase activity; bis(5'-adenosyl)-pentaphosphatase activity
Source: RefSeq, a predicted model, not a curated record